Alligator sinensis (Chinese alligator) is the source of this 479-nucleotide messenger RNA. Its product is annotated as B9 domain-containing protein 1-like. Lineage: Eukaryota; Metazoa; Chordata; Crocodylia; Alligatoridae. The record is from RefSeq and is a predicted model, not a curated record. The transcript has a single exon. Gene Ontology annotation, biological process: cilium assembly. Gene Ontology annotation, cellular component: MKS complex. The coding region runs from base 4 to 474 and encodes 156 amino acids.
ACCAUGGCCACCGCCACCAGCCCCAGCGUCUUCCUACCCAUGGUGACGGGGCAGAUCGAGAGCGCCCAGUUCCCAGAGUUUGACGAUCUCUACUGCAAGUACUGCUUUGUCUACGGCCACGACUGGGUGCCCACCACGGGGUUGGAAGAGGGAAUAUCUCAGAUCACCUCUAAAAGUGGAGAUGCACAGCAAACCCUUGUGUGGAAUUUUCCGAUUGACAUCACCUUUAAAAGUACCAACCCCUAUGGCUGGCCUCAAAUAGUAUUAAGCGUUUACGGACCUGAUGUCUUUGGAAAUUAUGUUGUCCGUGGUUAUGGAGCUGUUCGUGUUCCCUUCACGCCUGGAAGGCACAAACGAACGAUUGCUAUGUUUGUUCCAGAAUCGACAUCAAAGCUGCAGAAAUUCACAAGCUGGCUCACAGGAAGGCAUCCGGAGUUCACCGACGCAAGGGUGGUCGCCAAGGGAGAAGGAUGAGAAGU